Messenger RNA from Botrytis cinerea B05.10, 1866 nucleotides. RefSeq lists its product as hypothetical. Gene Ontology annotation, molecular function: ferric-chelate reductase activity. Gene Ontology annotation, cellular component: plasma membrane. The record is from RefSeq and is a predicted model, not a curated record. The transcript has 4 exons. NCBI's taxonomy places the organism in Eukaryota, Fungi, Ascomycota, Leotiomycetes, Helotiales, Sclerotiniaceae. Bases 82 to 1830 code for a protein of 582 amino acids. Gene Ontology annotation, biological process: intracellular iron ion homeostasis; copper ion import; iron ion transport.
GUAUAAAAUAGUAUGUCUGCUAUUUCAAUUCCCAUAAUUUCGUUGUCUUUCUUGUUCUUAUAACUUUAAACAAAAUCAAUCAUGUUUAUAUCUGAGAAGAGCUCUGCUGCGGCCACCGCCAAAGCUACUGCCAAGGCGAUACGAAAGAGGAACAAUCUUAACUCCGUUAAGUACUUUGCUGCUGCUAUGGCUGGGAUAACGGUCCUUUUUGUUAUAUCGAAAUGGAUUAGAUUUCUUUAUAUUCGGUACACACCAAGGAACAAAUCUAGACUCCUCAGAACAUCGAUUGCUAUCACAAGGGCUUCAAGAAAGAUUCUUGUACGAAAGAUUUGGGGAUUCACAUCAAUUGGACAGUUCAUCCUCUUCCUCACAUAUAUUGCAACAAUAUUUGCCGUUACCUUUACCAACAUAAACAAUUGGUCAACAUAUAAUAACUUUGCAAAGCGAUUAGGUUGGAUUUCUACAGCUCAUAUCGCCUUCAUCACUUUCUUAGCACUUAAGAAUACACCCCUCGCAUUUUUAACUGGGUACUCUUAUGAAAGUCUUAGAAUUCUUCAUCGUCUUGUAGGAUAUGGUACAAUUCUUUGGUCUAUGCUCCACGCCAUUUUUUAUAUCAUCGCCGAAGCACAGUCCGAUUCUUAUGAUAAACUGCUUGAAAAGAACCAAAUUUUCGGUAUAAUUGCUGGAAUUUCUAUGCUAUUAAUCUUUCUUACUUCUCUUCUUGUUUACAAGAUGCAGUAUGAAAUAUGGUAUAUCAUUCAUGUUUUGAUGUACCUACUCAUACUCAUCACGGUUGGAAUGCAUAGACCAGUGGUCUCUGAUCACACUUUAUACAUUAUAUUCGUUGCUUCAGGUUUAUGGUUUUAUGAUCGUGUCCUACGAUUCAUUAAGCUCUGUUACUUUUUUUUCGGAAAUUUUGUAACACUUACUCCGUUACCAGAUGGGGGUACUCGAAUUUUGAUGCGAAGAUCAUCCAAAUUAAUUAAACCAGGAACUCACGCCUUCUUAUGGAUUCCUGCUAUUCGUCAAAUGGAGACCCAUCCUUUCACUAUUUCUUCAGUCGAUGAUGCCGAGGGUAUCUCAUUCGUUGUAGCUGCUUGUGAUGGAUUCACAAAGGCCCUCCACACUUUGGCAGUGGAAAGUCCCGGUAUACAAAUUCGUGCCUCAAUUGAUGGUCCUUAUGGUUCCGUAGUAGACUUUUCACAAUAUGAUAAAGUUGUUUUCAUAGCUGGCGGAUCGGGUGGUAGUUUCACUUUCGGUGUUGCUCUUGAGACCAUGUGUGAAGUUGCAAAGAAGAAUGCAGUUUCAGCUAGUACUAUUGUCGAAUUCAUAUGGGUUGUUCGAGAAGAAGACUCCAUCGGCUGGUUUAGUUCUCAGUUACAAGAGCUUAAUUCUUCACCCAAUGUCACCGUUCGGCUUUUCUGCACAAGAAAUGUUACAAAUAGGGUUUUCAAUGCAUCUUCGAAUGGAAGCUCGCGCAAUAUUUUCGGAGAGAAAGAUCUCGAAUCACCAACUAUAGCUUCUCCAUCUAUUGAAGGUAGUGAUGAAAAGUCGUCUUGGAAACUCGGAGAUGUGGAAAAAGUUACGACUACAAGUGAAGCUAAUCUCAUAAACAAUGCCGGAGAUAAGUCUAUGAUGAUACAAAGUGGUCGACCAGAGAUAUUAAAAAUAAUUCAGAAUGUUGUAGAAGAAUGUGAUGGUAGUCAAAGAGUAGCAGUUGUUGCUUGCGGUCCUGGUUCCUUGAUGGACGCCACAAGAUUGGCGAUUUCGAAAUGUAUCAAGGUAAAUGGACCAAGUUUAGAGUAUCAUAGUGAAGAAUUUGGAUGGUGACGGGGAAAGUUUUCGCGGGAUAAAUUCACUCAUUUA